AUGUCGUACUAUGACAUUGAUUCCAUAUUGACUGAUGCACAAAAACUACCAUGUACAUUUGAACUCGAGGUGCCCGGACUGGGCAUUCUAGAAGGCAAUGCCGGUGAAGAUAUCAAAGCCGGUACCCGCAUCGACCUGCCACUAUGGCUCGGUGAAAUGCUUUCUAUCGCAGCCCGCAUAGGAACAUCUCGCCUUGUUACCCUCGAUAUGCCAGAAGCCCUCUCUGAGCGCGUAAUGAACGCCCUCAAAGCCGAUCCCCGCACCGUGGACCUCCGCGCCCUAGCACCACACUUCUACCCUCUCAGCGAGCGAAUUCUUGAAAUCUUCGAGGAGGAGGAAAUGGUCGACGUCUUGACUGAUACCUUUAAGCGACGGGCGGCUGAGAUUGCCGACCACGCGCAUAAUUCUCGGGGAGCUGUGGGAGAUGGUGUCGAAUUCCUGCGUGGACUGGAUGAAUCAGAGAGACAAUUGUUUCGAGCUGCGCAUGAUCGGGCGAAGGAGAUGCGUAUCUGGGCUGGAGAAGCGAAGAGGAAGUGA
Penicillium malachiteum is the source of this 537-nucleotide messenger RNA. It is a transcript of the gene psf3, whose product is annotated as DNA replication protein PSF3. Bases 1 to 537 code for a protein of 178 amino acids. The transcript has 6 exons. The record is from RefSeq and is a predicted model, not a curated record. Gene Ontology annotation, biological process: mitotic DNA replication initiation. NCBI's taxonomy places the organism in Eukaryota, Fungi, Ascomycota, Eurotiomycetes, Eurotiales, Aspergillaceae. Gene Ontology annotation, cellular component: GINS complex.